GCGCGCGAAGCACAGCGGGCGCGCGGGCCGGCCCCGGGGCCUCCAUGAUGGAGGAGCGAGCGGCCGCCGCGGUCGCCGCCGCCGCAUCCUCCUGCCGUCCGCUCGGCUCAGGCGCGGGCCCUGGCCCCACUGGGGCGGCCCCGGUCUCCGCCCCUGCCCCCGGGCCGGGCCCGGCAGGUAAGGGAGGCGGCGGCGGAGGCAGCCCUGGGCCCACGGCGGGCCCGGAGCCCCUGAGCCUGCCGGGGAUCCUGCACUUUAUCCAGCACGAGUGGGCGCGCUUUGAAGCCGAGAAAGCCCGCUGGGAGGCCGAGCGCGCCGAGUUACAGGCUCAGGUGGCCUUCCUCCAGGGAGAGAGGAAAGGGCAGGAGAAUCUGAAGACAGACCUGGUGCGGCGGAUCAAGAUGCUAGAGUAUGCGCUGAAGCAGGAAAGGGCCAAAUAUCAUAAACUGAAGUUUGGUACAGACCUGAACCAGGGGGAGAAGAAGGCAGAUGUGUCAGAACAAGUCUCCAAUGGCCCCGUGGAAUCGGUCACCCUGGAGAACAGCCCGCUGGUGUGGAAGGAGGGGCGGCAGCUUCUCCGACAGUACCUGGAAGAGGUGGGCUACACAGACACCAUCCUCGACAUGCGGUCCAAGCGCGUCCGUUCCCUGCUGGGCCGUUCGCUGGAGCUCAACGGGGCAGUAGAGCCGAGUGAAGGGACCCCCAGGGCUCCACCAGGCCCUGCGGGGCUUAGUGGCGGGGAGUCGCUGCUGGUGAAACAGAUCGAGGAGCAGAUAAAGAGGAAUGCGGCAGGCAAAGAUGGCAAAGAGCGCUUGGGUGGCUCGGUGCUGGGGCAGAUCCCCUUCCUGCAGAACUGCGAGGACGAAGACAGCGAUGAGGACGAUGAGCUGGACAGCGUGCAGCACAAGAAGCAGCGUGUGAAGCUCCCAUCCAAGGCCCUGGUGCCUGAAAUGGAAGACGAGGACGAAGAAGACGACUCCGAGGAUGCUAUCAAUGAGUUUGAUUUCUUGGGCUCAGGAGAGGAUGGGGAAGGGGCUCCAGACCCUCGGCGGUGCACUGUGGAUGGGAGCCCCCACGAACUGGAAAGCCGUCGGGUCAAACUCCAAGGCAUUCUGGCUGACCUGCGUGAUGUGGAUGGGCUGCCCCCAAAAGUGACCGGCCCGCCUCCUGGCACACCCCAGCCCCGGCCACACGAAGGUUCCUUUGGCUUCUCCUCAGACGUCUUCAUCAUGGACACUAUCGGGGGCGGGGAGGUGAGCCUGGGGGACUUGGCAGAUCUCACCGUCACCAACGACAACGACCUCAGCUGCGAUCUGUCUGACAGCAAAGAUGCUUUUAAGAAGACAUGGAACCCCAAGUUCACCCUGCGCUCACACUACGAUGGCAUUCGUUCCCUGGCCUUCCACCACAGCCAGUCGGCUCUGCUCACCGCCUCCGAGGACGGCACGCUCAAGCUCUGGAACCUGCAGAAGGCGGUCACAGCCAAGAAGAAUGCGGCGCUAGACGUGGAACCUAUCCAUGCUUUCCGAGCUCACAGGGGCCCAGUGUUGGCUGUGGCCAUGGGCAGUAACAGUGAGUACUGCUACAGUGGAGGGGCAGAUGCCUGUAUCCACAGUUGGAAGAUUCCAGACCUCAGCAUGGAUCCCUACGAUGGCUAUGACCCAAGCGUGCUGAGCCACGUCCUGGAGGGCCACGGAGAUGCCGUGUGGGGCCUGGCCUUCAGUCCCGCCUCCCAGCGCCUGGCCUCCUGCUCCGCCGACGGCACCGUCCGCAUCUGGGACCCCAGCAGCAGCAGCCCGGCCUGCCUCUGCACCUUCCCCACAGCCAGCGAGCACGGGGUCCCAACCUCAGUGGCCUUCACCAGCACCGAGCCUGCCCACAUCGUGGCCUCCUUCCGCUCUGGCGACACUGUCUUGUAUGACCUGGAGGCUGGCGGUGCCCUCCUCACCCUGGAGUCCCGGGGCAGCAGCGGUCCAACCCAGAUCAACCAAGUGGUGAGUCAUCCAAACCAGCCUCUCACUAUCACUGCCCACGACGACAGGGGCAUCCGCUUCCUGGACAAUCGGACAGGUAAGCUGGUGCACUCCAUGGUUGCACACCUGGACGCAGUCACCUGCCUAGCCGUGGACCCCAACGGCGCAUUCCUGAUGUCAGGAAGCCAUGACUGCUCCCUGCGUCUUUGGAGCCUGGACAACAAAACGUGCGUGCAGGAGAUCACAGCCCACCGCAAGAAGCACGAGGAGGCCAUCCACGCCGUCGCCUGCCACCCCAGCAAGGCCCUCAUUGCCAGUGCUGGCGCCGACGCCCUGGCCAAGGUCUUCGUAUGAUGCCCACCUGGCCCUGCCCUGGCCGCCACGCUGGCUAGGGUGCGGGGCCGGGCAGGUGGGGCUGAGGUGAGGGCAGAAACCCCGCAUCCCGAGUCCCUACACGUCCAUGCCUGGUACUCCUGAGUGUGCUGAGUCCCGCAGUCCAGUCGGGCGUCCUGUGAGAAUCACUGGUGAAGGCCUGGGCAUGCAGGGGAGGGGCUGAGGCCUGAGAGGCGCUGGCUCAGUCUGGUCUCCCUUCUCUCUCCCGCAGGGGACUCCCAGCCUCACUGGAGGUGCAGAGGCCUGGCCUCUGUUUGCCGUGGAGCCUGGUGGUGCUAACGGCCCUUUCCCCAGGAAUCCCUCCCCCACGGCUGCCUUCCCCAAGCAUCUAGCCUGGGGAUGGGCCCCUUUCAGGAAUCACCCCUGAGGAUGGCCUCGGGGUUUCCCCCUGUGCCCUGACAGCCACUCCUGGUAUCAGAGCUGCCUUCCAGAGGGCAGCACAGCCACGGCUGGGUGUCUUUAGGGAUCAUUUUUUCCAAGACUCCAGAAGGUGCCAGGUUCUCCCCUUGAGCUCCUGCUCCCCCAUCCCCCAUCCUCCCAGACCUGGGCGGGAGCUGUGCUGGGAGAAAGGGUGGCAGCCGGAAGCCUCGGAGCUGAGCCCCGGCCUGGCUGCCCCUCCCCUCUGGCCCUCUCCACUGCUUUCCAGACACUAACUAUGGCCUCCAGGCCAGGGAUUGCCCAAGACUCCUAGGGCAGCCCUCCCAGCGCCCCACGGGGUCGCCCAUGGGCAGAGAUGGCUUUCUUAUGCCCCUCCCUGGGGCAUGGAGGGUGGAGUGGGCCCCUGGGUCCCCCUGAACUCCCUGUAUAUCUGUAUAAAUGACGGGAUUUUCAUGGCGCUGCCCCACCCACGUUAUCACUGUGUGAUGUCUCGGUCAGUCUCCUCCCUGCCUCCACUCUUUCCUCUAUUUAUUUCACUCUUGUUUGGUUCUACCGUGCACCCUCGAUCCCCUUCCAGGUUCCUGUUUAUAACCCCCAUCCCCUCUGCCCCCAUCUUGUAUGUGAAAACUUGUCUCAAUAAACCCUUUGGAGUAAGA
Rhinopithecus roxellana (golden snub-nosed monkey) is the source of this 3400-nucleotide messenger RNA. RefSeq names its product striatin 4 (gene STRN4). Gene Ontology annotation, molecular function: calmodulin binding; armadillo repeat domain binding; protein phosphatase 2A binding. Bases 45 to 2327 code for a protein of 760 amino acids. NCBI's taxonomy places the organism in Eukaryota, Metazoa, Chordata, Mammalia, Primates, Cercopithecidae. The transcript has 17 exons. The record is from RefSeq and is a predicted model, not a curated record. Gene Ontology annotation, cellular component: dendrite.